Messenger RNA from Dovyalis caffra, 1305 nucleotides. Lineage: Eukaryota; Viridiplantae; Streptophyta; Magnoliopsida; Malpighiales; Salicaceae. The record is from the annotation of a GenBank genome assembly.
AUGGAAUCUGUAUGUGAUUUUUGUGGAGUGGCAAAGGCUGUUGUUUAUUGUAAACCAGACUCAGCAAAGCUGUGCUUGCACUGUGAUGGAUGCGUGCAUUCGGCCAACUUUUUGUCGCGAAGGCAUCCGCGUUCGCUGCUAUGCGAUAAGUGCAGUUCACAGCCUGCAAGGGCACGGUGCUUAGAUGAAAAGUUGUCGAUUUGCCAAGGAUGUGAUUGCAGUGCAAAUGGAUGUUCAAGUUUGGGGCAUCAUCUUCGGGCGUUGAAUUGUUAUACAGGGUGUUACUCUUUGGCUGAGUUUUCGAAGAUGUGGUCAUUAGUUCCUGAGGGACCAUCUUUGGGAGGCUUUGAUUCAGGAUGGGAUUCACUUAUUUCUGGGCCGAUAAAUGGGAAUUGCAUCAGUAGUUGCUUGGAGCAAAGGGAUGAUGAGGCCGGAUCAUUGGGCUUGGUUACCUGCAAGGUGAAUGAACUAGAAUCUUGUUCCAAGCUUGAACCUUGGAGGGGGCCUUCGAGCUUCAUCACUCCGAAUUCAAACUCCAUGCCUAGUUGUAGAGGUCAUGUGCCUUUGUUGCCGGAGGUGGCAAACCUGCCGAAGCAGGAUUGUUCCAUCCUUAAGGAUAUUGGACUUCCUGAUUGUGAAGAUCUAUAUGAAGGUCUCAACUUGGAUGAUUUACCAUUGGACUUUGAAAACAGCGCCGAAAUAUUUAGCUGUUCAGAAAGUCAUUACAGAUAUCAGGUUGAGGAUGUAGGAAAAGAUUGCAUGUUAAUGGAGAAAAACUUGUCAGUUACCGAGUCUAAUGGCCCUAUCGAAAAUGCUAUAGAGGUGUCAUCAUCAGGACAGCAGGAUUGUCUUGCCUUCCAAUCAUCUUGUGUUUCUGGGUCAGCUAGUGCAAUACAGACCAUAAGUGGUAAUGCUAAUUGCAGCAUAUUUACGGAUCCUAGUUGCAGCAGAAACUUCAACCUAGGAAUUCCUGCUCUUACUGGACAAGUUCAUUCAAGCAUGUCUCUUUCACUAUCCAACAUAAUUGGUGAAAGUAGUGCUGCUGAUUAUCAAGAUUGCGGAUUAUCGUCACUAUUUAUGAAUGGUGAAUCACCAUGGGAAUCACAUCUGGAUGGUAACUCUCCCCAGGCAAGAGAUAAGGCUAAGAUGAGAUACAAGGAAAAGAAGAAGACACGGACUUUCAGCAAGCAAAUCAGAUAUGCCUCUCGUAAAGCCAGGGCUGAUACUCGAAAACGAGUAAAAGGCAGAUUUGUUAAAGCCGGGGAAGAAUAUGAUUAUGACCCUCUUCCGUCAAGCAACUUCUGA